AUGGAUUUCUCCUUCUCUUUCAUGCAAGGGAUCAUGGGAAACACAAUCCAGCAACCCCCUCAACUCAUCGACUCAGCCAACAACCGGCAGGAUGAUGCCAACAGCAGCGAUCAGGCUGACGAGGGCGGUCAUACGCCCUAUGAUUCUGGCCUGCAGCCGGACUUUCAGUACCACACACCUACCACACGAGGACUUGCCACCCCUCACCAAUGGCUAUCAGUCCUCUCUGGGAUAUGACUCACAGAUCAAAUACCAGGCAUAUUCUCAGUUCCCUAAUGGCUCAGCCAAUGGGUAUGGCAGCAGAAACUUCAGUACCCUGGAGUAUUACCACCAUUUGGAGACUGCCGCUAUGCGGCCUAAUGAUGGGGGGGGUAAUUAAAUCUUCUCCUCCUCAACCCACCUCCCCUCCAACAAUUCUUCAGCCCCCUCCUUCCUCAACCACUUUUACUCCAAAAAAGACUGGCUCCCCAGAGAUCAAGUUAAGAAUUACAAAGACAAUUCAGAAUGGUCGGGAGAUGUUUGAAUCCUCACUAUGUGGGGAUCUCCUUCACGAAUUCCAAGCCAGUGAAAUCAACCGGAAAAAGCAUGAAAGAAGGCGGGAAAGGAAGGAGAAAAGAAAGAAGAGCAGCAAGCACCAUCACCACCAUCACCAUCACCACCGUGAGGAGGUGAAGGUGGAGGAACCACAACCCAACAAGAUUCAAAAACUGGAUCCCCCUGAGGAAGAGAUAGCUGAACAGAGCCCCCUUUCUCCGCUUUCUCCUGAAGUCCGGACUGGUGUUUGGUUUCAUGUUGGAGACUUGGUUUGGUCUAAGGUGGGAACUUACCCUUGGUGGCCCUGUAUGGUGUCCUGUGACCCCCAGCUUCAUGUUCACAGCAAGAUCAAUUCCAGAGGUGCUCGUGAAUACCAUGUGCAGUUUUUCAGCAAUGAGCCAGAGAGAGCCUGGAUACAUGAGAAGCGCAUGCGGGAAUACCGAGGUCGGAAGCAGUAUGAGCAGCUGGUGGCUGAAGAUGCUGCUAAAGUACUUAACCAGUCAGAAAGGCUCAAGAUGAGGAAACCCCGGCCGCAGAAAGAACGCAUCCAGUGGGAUAUCGGUAUCGCCCAUGCUGAGAAAGCCCUGCGGAUGACACGGGAGGAGAGAAUAGAGCAGUACACUUUCAUCUACAUAGAUCCAGAAAGCUCUCCUGAACCCAAAAAGCCAGCACCUAGUAAAAAGUGUCGGAGGUCCACAUCAAGUAGUGAGGCAGAAUCUGCCCGUUCAUCAGACGUUACCAAAUCUCCUCCAGCACCUCAAUCUACUUCUUCGUUAAGAGACUCUAGAGACUCUGUACCUGAAACCCGUAGGCAGAGCCAGAGAAAACAGGCACCGACACAGCCACCGCCAGAAGAAGAGGCACCGCCACCUCAGCCACCUCCCCCCUCCAAAAAUCCCCUGGAAGACAGCAGCUGCUCGCAAAUCCCUUCCCCCUUCAGUUCUUUUGCACAAGGGCACUAUUGACCUUCAGAAGUGCAAUAUGUCACCUGUGGUGAAAAUUGAGAAUGUUUUAGCCCUCAAGAAUGCCUCUUCUGAAGGUAUUGACCAAUUCAUAUUCACAACUAAGGGAGAUGGAACCAAGCCGGAAAUCACAAUUAAAUUGACGGAAAAGACGCCCACACCCUCCCCCAACUUGAAGGUUGAGAAAACGUCAGCACAACACACACCUGCUCCUGAAACGUCAUCGGGGGCCACAGGGAGCUCAGAGAAGAAACACCAGAGAAGGUCUAAUCGGACUCGUUCAGAAUCUGAGAAGUCCCUGGACUCUUUGCCAAAGAAGAAGGUGAAGAAAGAGCAGGUGGAAGACACCCCUCUAACAGCGGUACAGAUUGGGUUGCAGAAAGGGGCCAGUGAGAUCUCUGAUGCAUGCAAGCCCCUGAAGAAGAGAAGCCGUGCCUCCACCGAUGUGGAGCUUGCAAAUUCCUCCUACCGUGAUGCUUCAGACUCUGACUCCCGUGGCCUAAACGAUGCACAGAUCUGCUUUGAUAAGCAACCGGACAGCCCAUCGGCCAAUGCAGACGCGGAUGCCUCUGAUGUUCAGUCUGUAGAUUCCAGUGUAUCUCGGUGGUCAAGCAAGAGAGACACAGUGUGCCAGAUCUGUGAAAGUUUUGGGGAGUCGCUGGUGUCUUGCGAUGGGGACUGCUCUCGUCUCUUCCAUCUUGAGUGUCUGGGCAUGGAUGCACUGCCAGAUGGGAAAUUUAUCUGCAUGGAGUGCAAAACCGGUCUCCACACUUGUUUCUCUUGCAAGAUACCCAGUACCAGUGUCAAGCGCUGUUCUGUCCCUUCAUGUGGAAAGUUUUACCAUGAAUCCUGUGCCCGCCAGUAUUCAGCAACAGUCUUCGAUUCAAAGGGUUUCCGGUGCCCACACCAUUGCUGUACCUCUUGCAGUGCUGACAAGGACAUGUUCAGAGCCUCCAAAGGGCGCAUGUUACGCUGUGUACGAUGCCCAGUGGCAUAUCACAGUGGAGACAACUGUGUGGCUGCAGGCAGCCUCAUCCUCACUGGUAAUCUCAUCAUUUGCAGCAACCAUUCCAAGCGCAGUGGUCACUCUUCCUGUGCUGUCAACGUGAGCUUCUGCUUCGUUUGUGCUCGAGGGCUGAUAGUUCAGGAUUAUACCCUGGUCAGUUCUAUGUCCUUUAAGUCCCACUUUCUACUGAAUGACUCAAAGCGUGCAGAGUUGAUGAAAAUACCUAUGAUUCCUUCUUCCUCGCCAGCUUUCCUAAAGAAAUCUGAGAAAGGCGGCAAACUCCUAUGCUGCGAUUCGUGUCCAGCCGCCUUCCACCCUUCCUGUCUCAGCAUAGAGAUGCCACAAGGAUCUUGGAGCUGCAAUGACUGCAGGACUGGAAAGAAGCUGCACUACAAACAGAUUGUGUGGGUCAAGCUUGGGAAUUACAGGUGGUGGCCAGCUGAGAUCUGCAAUCCAAGGUCCGUUCCACUCAAUAUCCAGGGCCUGAAACAUGACAUAGGAGAUUUCCCCGUUUUCUUCUUUGGUUCUCAUGAUUAUUACUGGGUACACCAGGGUCGUGUGUUUCCCUACGUAGAAGGGGAUAAAAGCUUUGCAGAGGGCCAGACCAGUAUUAACAAAACUUUUAAGAAAGCUCUGGAAGAGGCUGCUAAAAGGUUCCAGGAACUGAAGGCACAGAGGGAGAGUAAAGAAGCACUGGAAGUGGAGAGAAACUCCAGAAAACCACCCCCGUACAAGCACAUCAGGAACAACAAACCCGUGGGGAAAAUUCAGAUCCAGGUGGCAGACAUCUCGGAAAUACCUCGUUGUAACUGUCGUCCCACUGAUGAAUCUCCAUGUGGCCUGGACUCCCAGUGCCUGAACCGUAUGUUGCUCUAUGAGUGUCACCCACAGGUGUGCCCUGCUGGGGAGAGAUGCCAAAACCAGAGCUUUACUAAACGGCUUUACCCCGAGACUGAGAUCUUCCGCACUGAGAGGAGAGGCUGGGGCCUUCUGUGCAAGAGAGAUAUUCGAAAGGGCGAGUUUGUGAAUGAAUACGUAGGGGAGUUGAUCGAUGAGGAAGAGUGCAGACUACGCUUGAAACGAGCCCAUGAAAACGGAGUCACCAACUUCUACUUGCUUACUGUCACCAAGGAUCGUAUCAUAGAUGCUGGCCCUAAGGGGAAUUAUUCCCGUUUCAUGAAUCACAGCUGUAACCCAAACUGCGACACCCAAAAGUGGACGGUGAAUGGCGAUGUGAGAGUCGGACUGUUUGCGCUUUGUGACAUACCUCAAGGCACUGAGUUAACCUUUAAUUAUAACCUUGACUGUCUGGGAAACGGUCGAACGGAGUGUCAUUGUGGUGCAGAUAACUGCAGUGGUUUCUUGGGGGUACGACCAAAAACAGCUUGUGCUACAGCAACAGAAGAAAAGGCCAAAAAUGCCCGCUUGAAAGCAAAGAAACGCAAAAUCAAAACUGAGCAGAAACAGAUGCAUGAAGAUUUCUGUUUCCGCUGUGGUGAUGGAGGGGAGCUGGUGAUGUGUGAUAAGAGAGACUGUCCUAAAGCUUAUCACCUCCUCUGCCUUAACCUGACACAGCCUCCCUACGGUAAAUGGGACUGCCCGUGGCACCAGUGUGACAAAUGCGGAUCCUCCUCUUCAUCCUUCUGUGAAUUCUGCCCUUCGUCUUUCUGCAAAGAGCAUGAGAAAGGAGAGUUGACAAUCUCAUCCCUGGAAGGGAGACUGUGCUGCUCUGAGCAUGACCCCAAGCGCCCACUGGCAUACGGAGAGAAGAAAUUUAAAUUUAAAAUUGAGCGUGAGGAUUCUUCAUUCCCAUCAGAGUUUUUAAAAGAGAUGAUGCACUUCAGAUCGAAACCUCUUCUUGUUCGUACAGUGUAA
Messenger RNA from Staurois parvus, 4377 nucleotides. Lineage: Eukaryota; Metazoa; Chordata; Amphibia; Anura; Ranidae. The record is from the annotation of a GenBank genome assembly.